AUGAGACGAAAGCCCUUCAAACCACCCUACCAACGACGGAAUGGUGACGAGUCCUCCUCCAACCGUCCCAUUAAACGAAGCGGCAUUAUUGAUCAGAGACUUAUUGAGGGGGCUCAAGUAUCAAUGCCAUUCUUUAGUCAGUUUCGAAUGAAUGGUGAUGGUGAUGGUGAUGAAUAUCAACGUCGAGGGUUGGGAUCGUCGUUGGCAUUGGAGACGUAUACUGGUGUUGAAGGUAGUGAGGGGAAUGGGGUUGGGGAGGAGGAUAUGCAGUUGGAUGCGUUUGACCUGCAGUUACUUGCACAGAAGGAUCGAGCGAUGAAUAACGGACGGGAUAUCAUGCGUGGCAAUCGUCCUCCGAAGCAAGUUUCGAGAUUCUUUCCUGAACCGGACUCUCAUAUCACUCCCCACCGGGGGAUUGCGUCAAGUUCGUCCGAACUGGAUGUCGGUUCCAGUCCGCUGACGAAGUUUCACCAGGAUAGGACAGAGAGAAAAAUGGUGGCAGCUGGUCCAGCCUCUGUAACGGAGUUGUCUUCGCAGACAGAGGGAUCACCGUCGUCUCAUUUGGACGUCGAAGGAAUGGCGGCAAGGGCUGGUCAGAGCCAGUCUCUACAACAGACGACGACAGCCUCGAUGACACCGUUUCAGAAUAUUCCCAUGUCCAUUCGUGGUAUAGUUUUGGUAUCGGUCCAUGAACUUCCGGAUAACUAUCGGUCGAUAUUCCCUUUCCCGGUCUUUAACGCGAUCCAGUCAAAGUGCUUUCGAGCUAUUUACCAUCAGAACGAUAACAUUGUGCUUGCUUCACCUACAGGAAGCGGUAAGACUGUUAUCAUGGAGCUAGCUAUUUGUCGCUUGCUUGGUGCCUUGAAAGACGAGCGGUUUAAGGUUGUCUAUCAAGCCCCGACAAAGUCGCUAUGCUCCGAAAGGUUUCGUGAUUGGAGCAAGAAGUUCAUGACCCUAGGGCUUCAGUGUGCGGAAUUGACCGGUGAUACAGACCAGACACAGCUGAGAAGCGUACAAAGCGCUCAAAUUAUCAUCACAACACCGGAAAAAUGGGACAGCAUGACCCGCAAAUGGAAAGACCACGCACAGCUGAUGCAACUAGUGAAACUAUUCCUCGUUGACGAGGUCCACAUCCUCAAAGAAACCCGCGGUGCGACCUUAGAAGCUGUUGUAUCUCGCAUGAAAUCCAUAAGGUCGAACGUCCGCUUCGUUGCCCUAAGCGCUACCGUGCCGAACUCUGAGGAUAUCGCGACUUGGCUGGGAAAGGACGCAACGAAUCAACAUAUGCCGGCACAUAGAGAGCACUUCGGGGAGGAAUUUCGACCCGUGAAGCUUCAGAAAUUUGUUUAUGGAUAUCAGUCUAGCGGAAAUGAUUUCGCUUUUGAUAAGAUGUGUAGUGGGAAGUGUCAUCAACACACAUUCCUGUCGAAAGCCGAUUAUGAUCUUCUGCUGCACCAGGAAUUCUUCUGUUGCUACGGCGAAAGAGCUUGCUCGACUCUGGUCUAUGACGAACCCUCCGGCUAG
Molecule: messenger RNA, 1524 nt
Organism: Aspergillus chevalieri
Lineage: Eukaryota; Fungi; Ascomycota; Eurotiomycetes; Eurotiales; Aspergillaceae
Product: Sec63
Exons: 4
Coding region: 1-1524 (507 amino acids)
Molecular function (GO): ATP binding; nucleic acid binding
Source: RefSeq, a predicted model, not a curated record